AUACGCGACGCGCGCGGGCUGUUGUGCGAUCGCGCGAUUCACCGCGGACUAUACACGGGUGUACACGGGAACGGCGCGGAGGAGAAGGAGGACCGCGAAUCGGCAAAAUAGAUCGGCACCGAAAACGGGAACAGGAGGAUAACCGUUCAUUAUUAUUGUACAUAUAUAAUAUAAUAUAGUAUUAUACCGUAUCGUAAGAUUAUUGGGAAUACGGCCCGAGCGGAUCGAUAGCGCCCGCAACGCAACGGCAUAAAAAAAAAAACAAACAAAAAAAACACCAAAAAUAUUUAUCAUCCCCCCCCGACGCGCGCACGUUCCGCACAGCAUAUUUGUAAUAACAAUAUUUCAGUAGCACUGCCGUAGCGUGGUACACGCAAUAAUCACGAUAUCAUACACGUCAUGUUCUCGUGACCAUCACGACGACACGACAACGGACAUCGUACGGCAGCGGGCACAUAGAUCGCUGGGUCGCUGGGACGCUGAAUCGCCGUCUUCGCCGUCGUCGAGAUGCAACCGCCUCCCAGGAAGGGGAAUUACGUAAAAUUUUUAAAAAAUCUCCACUCGGAACAAAUAGCAAAAUUACUUUUAAAAAACCAAAACGAAUGUGAUUUGUUGGAAGAUAUAAGGAGUUUUUUGAUCAAAAAAUCUUCCAUAGAGAAAUCAUAUUCAGAUGCAUUACUUAAAAUAUCUGUUGCUUUUUUGAACAAGAAAAUUGCUAAUAUACCGGAUAUAAAGACUGAAGGAAGUGAAGAAAAAUGGAAUAUGUGGAAUGUAUGGCGAACAGUUCUCGAAGAAAACGAAACGGCUGCAAAAGCACGAUUAGAAGCUAUCGAAGUUUUACAAAACCAAAUAAAUGAUGAGGCGAAAGCUCUUCGGGCGCAUAAACUUCAGAUUGCAAAAAAAUGUACAGAUCACUUAGCAUUGGUACAAAAAGAGCUUCAUUCUUCCGUUCAAGAUGUAGAUAAGACGAAAAAGUUUUACUUCGACGAAGAACAGAGUGCUCACGAAGUGAGAGACAAGGCUAAGGAUAUAGAAGAAAAGUUAAAGAAAAAAAAAGGCUCGUUCUUCCAGUCAAUCACUUCUUUACAAAAAAACAGUGUAAAAGUGUCUUCCAGAAGAGAAGUUUUGGAAGAGAAAUCUUCAGGAGCUAGAAACGACUAUUUAUUGAGUCUGGCAGCUGCAAAUGCUCAUCAGACGCGAUACUUUUUGGUUGACCUUCAAAAUGUAAUGAAUACUAUGGAACAUAAUGUGUAUGAAAAAGUACAAGAAUAUUUGGCAUUACUGAGUAAAAUUGAGCUACUUACGUGUACUGUAGUUCAUAAUUCGUUUAAGAAAGUCAGAGACCAAGCGCAACAAUUAAGUCGAGAGUAUAACAUGCAAUGCGUAUACCUCUUCUACCCUGUGUUGAAGCAACAUGUUCAAUACCAAUUCGAACCUUGUGAUGGAGAUGGUAUAGAUCACAUUACAGCAGAUCACGGUGGAGUAGUGACUAUACUUAGCCAAGAAGCGAAAAGGUGGGCCACACGAAUAAUUAGAGAGACAAAUAACAUAAAAGAAAAUACUAGAAAACUACAGGUCUUCCAAGCUCUCAGAGAUUCUGGACAAAAGAGUGAUCCAAAUGAUCCAAAUGGACCUGAUUUGGAAACUAAAAUAGAGUCUUUGAAAAACAGCAUUCGGAGAUCUGAAAUAGCCAAAGCUAAAGCUGAGUCUCGUAUUGAGUGUUUGAAAAAUGGAGAUGGAAAUGUUAAUGUAGAAGAAUGGUUAGCAGACAUGGGUGAUAUCAACGCCGAACUUCAACGAUCAAAUAGUACAUCUUCAUUACCAAUUGAUGGAGGUACAACUAGUGCUAUGACAUCUGACUACGAUAGUGAAGAUUACGGAGAUGGGCCUUCCGAUAGCCCAAUACCAUCUGAUCAACCACAGUCAUCGUCUCAAGAUGAAGAAGAUCGACCAGAUUCGGCGGAAAUUGAUAAAGAUUGGGCACUUGUGGAAAAAGAACGUCAACGUAUUGAACAAUUAACAGCUGGUUGGGAUGAUCCAACUCAGGUGAAUUGGGAAGAAACACGUGACACUGAAGAAAAAACGAUGUACCCUCAAACUGCUCCAGAAGAACCAGAAGGCCCUGUUUACAAAUGUACUGCGUUAUACAGCUAUACUGGUCAACAUCCUGAUGAGUUAAGUAUCGUUGAAAAUGAGCAGCUUGAAGUGUUUAGCGUAGACAGUGAUAACUAUGGUUGGUCAAAAGCUAGAAAUUACAAAGGUGAAGUAGGGUAUGUACCAUCUAAUUAUUUGGAUAUCGAGCAAGAAACGUGUGAUCCAGAAACACACGAUACCCCUACCACAUACCAACUUAGAUCACAGAUUAGCUUCUCUUCGGUGGACUAUAUGGUCAACGAUGAAGCAAACAAUCAAUCACAGCACUGUCAAUCUGAUGAAGAUGUUGAAGCUGAAGAACAAUCAUCAGAAAAAAGUAUUACUACAGUGUGGGAAAAGAAAGACGGAGGCAUCAUAGAAAUACCAUCGUAUUGUAUUGCACUAUUUGACUAUGAUGGAAAUGACCCCGAAGAAUUGGGUAUGAAAGAAGGCCAGAUUAUUAAAGUGGUCGACAAGACUACACACGUGGACGACGGGUGGUGGGUAGGCGAGUUGGGUAGCAUGAUGGGACAUUUUCCGUCGUGCCUAGUAAAAGAAUGUUACGAGAACGGUGACCUAGUACCCACACCGACAUCUGAAAACGGAGAUAGUGAUUUUUCGAAUGAAGAUCAUCCUGAGUUUGUUACAAGUGGUCCACCACCGCCACCACCACCAGUAUUUACACCACCCGAAUUACCAACACAUUUGUUUCCGACUCAAGUGAUUGUUACCCAACCGACGCCAAUUGGUGAUCACGGACCUCCUGGAAGUUUCGCUCCAGAAGUUCCACCCAAAUCGAAUGAAUUUUCAAUGGUGAUAACUCAAAAUCAACAAGAACAGUAUGACACGCAAUUUACGGAGGAAUCUUCUGUUACAGUUACAGUAAACGUGCCCGGUGUACCACAACUGUUUAUAGAAAACGAGGAUGACGGUUCUGGGCCUCCCGACGCUCCACCACCACCGGCACCUGCACCAGCAUCCGACGGGCUGGGCGUCGCUCAAAUCGUCAUCACCGCCGCCACGCCAAUGAUGGAAGAACCGGAAAAGCCGUUUGGUCAAGAGUCAGAUACGGUCGAGACCGAAGCCGAGCACCCCAGCGCGGGUCAAUCGGAAUCGAAAUCGGAAGAGGAGCACCGCAUGAGCGUGGACAGUGAUUAUUUCCCGGCCACAAUACCGGAAGAAUCCGAAGACGAUCUGAAGUUGCUCGAAAACGAUCACCACGCCGACACGGGUUUGCCGUCCGAACUCGAACCCGGACAGCUGGCCAAACUUCACGAUCUUAAAGAAUCGAACGCUUAGAUAGAUUUUUUCAUUGUCUUAUUACUUCUUUUUCAAGGUCGAUUAUAAAUAUUAUUUUUAAGGUUCUACGGUUCUACCUAUUAUAUAUUAAGACUAUAAGUGUUCUUGUUUAUGUCGUUAUCGAUCAGUAGAUAACCAAACCUAUAACACUUGCUAUAUAUAAUAUAAACUAAAUGCUUAUGAUAUAAUAUAUAUAUACAACACAUAAAGCGAAACUUAUGUGAUUGUAUGUGUAUGCUAUACGUUUCUGUUUUAGUAGUAAAAUGUUAACCGUCAAUAAUAUUUCUUUACCACACGUAUAUCUUAUUAAAAGUAUAUAUUAUAUAUAUAAUCAGAAGCACGUUUAGAGACAAAAUUAAAGAUGAAUUUGUUCUAGUAUUAUUCUUCUUGUUAAAUAUUAUUUUCAAUAGGGUAGAAAAUAAUUAAAUAAUUAUUAUGAAUCUUAUAGUUUGUAUAAGUGACAAACGUAUUAUACUAUAUUAUGUGACAUUUAAAUAUCAAUAAAAAUGUAUUUUAUAUUCUCAGUUUAUGUCUACCAAGAUCGAUUCAUUUGAUUCACUCCAAAGAAUAUAAGGAUCAUAUUUUUUUCACAUUAAUCCUAGCUGAAACAUACAUAGUCUGACUUGGUAGUUGGUGUUUCAAUAAUAUAUAAAUUACUUAAUUAUUGUGAACCUACUUUGUACUAUUGUAUAAAAAUAUCUACUAUCUAAAAUUAUAGUGAAAAUUACAUAUUUUUAUUAGUUUGUCUACAAUAAUUAAUUGGAUAUAAUAUUGGUUAUAAUAAGACAUAUACUAUGAUAAAGAUUAUUGUAACUUUACACCGAUAAUAGUGAUCAACUGACGAUUGACCGGGAAUACAUUUAAGUAUACCUUAUGUUAUAUGAUAAAUGAUUUAUAUGGGUAUUGCCUAAAUAUUAUUUAAAAACAAAUUACCUACUCAAUAUAGAUCGUGAAUAGUAUGACGUUUCAUUAUUCUUUUGUAUGGUUUAAAACGAAAAAUGAACAAGCUAGUUUCGAUUUUGAUAACCAAAUGUAUACAAUAUUACAAAUCGAAAGUUAUAGCCGUUAUAGGUAUGUUUAGAACUAUUUGGUCAAGAGUAAUAAUUUGGGAUGUUUUCCUGCAAUUUUUUUUUCUUAAAAUUUGUUUUGAUUUAAUUUUAAGUCUCAAGUCUGGCGGUUAUUAGAAUGAUUAUGGACGGGAUAAAAAGACGUCUAAACGUCCUGAAUAUUUUAAAUCUAUUAUAAUAUUAAUAUAUUAUUAUGUACAAAGAUUGUCGUUUUAUGUUUUCUACAGUAUUUACGCGUUCUACCUAUACCUGUACUUUUUAAUUUUAUUUUAAAAAUAUUAAGUAACUUGCCUGUUAUUGUUACGCUUUUGAAAAUAAUUUCAAAAAUAAACGUACAACUAAAGCACGAGCGUCAUUAAUAAAUUAUAAUAAUUAUUUGUUAAUGAGAUAUCCAUUAUUAUGCAUUGCGAGUACAAUAUUAUUGUGUUUUAAUUACCAAUACCACUAAAACACCGAAUUAUUGUUUAUUCAUUUACAAAAUGCCAAUUUUUAAACAACGUAAUUACGACAUAAUUUAGUAUAUUAUAUUUUAAUACUUGACAAUUGUUGUAUUCACAUGAUGACCAUAUAAUUUUAAUUGUUAAACAUUGAAGUUGAUACAUUAAUUUGAUUUAUAUCAACGCCAUUUUACAAAAUAUCAUGUUUAUAUCGAAACAACAGAGAAAGGAAAAAUAUCUCUAUAACAUUUUCCAAACACUGUCAAAUCGUUUUAUAUUAUAUAUUAUAUUGAAUUCACAACAGACACGUUCGGUGGUAGAUAUGUGAUAUAAAUCACGUUUACCUUCGAACUGAUGAGUAUUUACUUUAAUAUUAUUGUUUUAAAAAAAAAAUAUUUUAAUCGAAUGAAAUAUUUGGGCUUAUGUUUUUAAUCAAGUCUAUUGCUCAAAUAGAGCACCAAGAAUCAUAUUUAUGUCUGAAUAAAUAAUAAUAUUAUUAUUAGUUAUUGUUAUUAAAUGCUGUAAUAUUUGUAAUAUGUUAUUAUUAUUUGUUUUUCUUAUGACGAUUUAUAUUUUGUUCUAUAUAAUUUUGGCGAGAAGGAAUAUGAUAUCAUGCUUGUGCAUCUUAAAUAGCUACCAUAGACAAUUUUAUUAUUAAUUGUUAAAGGAGUGCCUUUUUCGUGUACGUGUAUGACAUAUUAUAUUAUAGUCGUUAAAAUGUUAAAUGGAUACAAACAAAACUUAAAUCCAUAGGCAUUACAACUAAAUUAAUGAAUAUUUGUUUGAAGCAUAUAUAAAUAGUGAUAUUUGGUAUCCUAAUUAUUACUACCUACUAUAUCAAUAAAAAACAAAUAAAUAUUUCGUAGCAAUAUUUAUACAUUAUAACGAUUAACAACGGUUUCUUUUAUAUAGAUCAUUUUAACACUUUUAAA
Messenger RNA from Rhopalosiphum maidis (corn leaf aphid), 5868 nucleotides. RefSeq names its product F-BAR and double SH3 domains protein 2 (gene nwk). The record is from RefSeq and is a predicted model, not a curated record. Gene Ontology annotation, cellular component: neuromuscular junction; recycling endosome. Gene Ontology annotation, biological process: neuromuscular synaptic transmission; regulation of actin filament polymerization. Lineage: Eukaryota; Metazoa; Arthropoda; Insecta; Hemiptera; Aphididae. Gene Ontology annotation, molecular function: protein binding.